Messenger RNA from Trichoderma harzianum CBS 226.95, 3999 nucleotides. RefSeq lists its product as hypothetical. Gene Ontology annotation, molecular function: protein binding. Lineage: Eukaryota; Fungi; Ascomycota; Sordariomycetes; Hypocreales; Hypocreaceae. The record is from RefSeq and is a predicted model, not a curated record. The transcript is spliced from 3 exons. The coding region runs from base 1 to 3753 and encodes 1250 amino acids.
AUGGACAUAGAAAUGAAAAGCAAAAAGAGGGAUUUGUUAAAGCCGCGGAAUUGGUUUGGAAGGUCUAGGUCUUCAUCUCGAGCAUCAAGCGAGCGUCGAACUGCUACAUCUGCGAGACUCAGCACAUCGUCUCAUUCAGAUGCACCUCUAGAGCGAUUUAGCGCCUCUCUUCUUUCUCAUGCAUCAGAGCCUUCCUCACGCGAAAGGCCAUCUACGUCUCUCGUAGAAUCUCAACUGGCUGAGGUUCAUCUAACCCCGCCUUUGCCGACCACAGAAUCCCAACCACCACCGCUUUGUUCACGCCCCUUGUCAUCGCCUUUUCCUUCGAAUUCUGUCAAAGUCGAAGUCGAAGUUCCAGAGCCGCCGACUCCGUUUUCAGACCUUUGGGCUCGAGCCUUCUCUGAGGUUAAUGACGAAACUCAGAAAUGGAUCAAGAAGCAUAGACUAGACUCCUCCACAGGCCUUGCGCAGCCAAAAGACCAAAUUAAAGAACUCAUUAGGCUCGUCGAGAGCAACAAGCUCUCUGAGCAAAAUGACGAACCACUGAAAAUCGAGAUUGGAAAUCAAACAAUCAUUGUCCGAGAAUACAUUGCCGAUGCUGUUGCCUUUAUUACUAUGGUUGGUGACGCUGCCGUCACCUUUGCCCCUCCACAGGCCAGCGCGCCGUGGGCUGUUGCAAAGGCGGUCUUAAAAAUUCCGGUAAAACACAUUGAGCAAAAGGCCGCUCUUCUGGGAACCGUUCAAUGGUUUGCACGCAUUGUUCGUAGAGGACAAAUCUACGAGGCUAUAUAUAAUGCUGCGAUUACAGAUGAAAGAGCUAUUAAGAAUUUAUACGAUGCACUCUUAGACGUAUACAAGACUGCUCUAGAAUUAUUGGCCUCUUCAGACACCUUAUUCGAUAGUGGAAUAGCCAGACGGACGUUAAAAGCAGUCUUGAGACCAGAGGAUGCUGCUGGAAACGUGAACGACCUAUAUAAGAAAGAACAACAGUUUAUUAUAGAGGUCCAAGCCUGUGAGGUCUCGCGGUCUGUAAUUUCGUCCAAGCAGGCAAACGACAGCUUGAAAGAAUUAAAGAAACAAUUAGAUCAGCUAUCGACGCCUCUUCUUCGGAUGGAUAAAGGGGUUGCGACUCUUCUAGAAAAGUUGGAAGAAAACGAGUUCGAUGAAUUGAUGUACUUCAUUAGCUCAGAGAUGUUCGGGAAAAGCCAUGCUGCUGUCACUGACGCAAGGAUAGAGCACACUGGGGAUUGGAUAUUGGUCAACAGAGAUUUCCGUGCUUGGCAAGAGAUAUCUUCUUCUUCGGCUGUUUUAUGCCUUAAGGGAACCGGUGAGUUCUCUCUUCAAAGCCGUCUCUUUGAUCUGGAUGAGGUAGCUUUAUCUGACAUCGACCGUUUAGUUGGCACCGGCAAAACGUAUCUGACGUCUAAGGUGGUCGAUUACGUCAAGCAAACACUUGAUACGUCGCAACAUGAUGAAGGGUUUGCCUAUUUUUACUGUACUCGAUCAGGCCCUUCGAUGCAAGACCCAAUCGUUGUCUUAAGAAGCUUUGUUCGUCAGCUAGCUGGCAAGGCCUUUGGUGAACCUGGCCUCAUCCAAAGUAGCCUCGCACAGAAAUGUAAGGCUGCGAAGAGAGAGGGGAGAGAAUUAGGUUACAAGGACUGCAAAACCUUGAUUCUGGAAUCCUUGAAUCUAUAUUCAAAGACAACGAUUAUUCUGGAUGCUUUGGACGAAUCUGACAUCACCACAUAUAACUUGUGUACUAUUCUUAUCGAAAUGAUAGAAGAGUCCAGAAGACCUGUCAAGAUUUUUAUUUCUACCCGACCAGACCGGAAGUAUUUAAAGGCAUUCCGAGAUAAGCAUAUUAUUACUCUGGAUGCUAGCAAUCAGCAAGGAGACAUUGACAGAUUUCUCGAGGAGAAGCUUUACUCUACCGAAUCGUUCAUGGAGCGAAGUCAAGAAGCCCAAUACAAAAUUAAACAGGUUUUUGCAACGCGGAGCUGCGGAAUGUUCCGAUGGGUUUACUUACAAGUGAGAAGCCUUGAAAAGCAUAUCACGGAUGAUGCAGUCCAUAAUUGGGCCCUUAAAUUGCCUCGCAAUUUAACAGAAGCGUAUGAUCAGCUUUGGGACCAUAUGAGAGGGUAUGAUGACUCCGAUGUCGACCUGGCUGAGCGUGCCAUUAUGUGGGUGCUGUGUUUUAUUGGGCCACUCACGUCGAAAGUCUUUUUAGAAGCCAUUCGGUAUGCCGUCCAAGGAUCCACAGUGAUACAAAAGAAAGAACAGACGCAGCAACAAAUUCUAUCACUUUGCCAGGACCUCCUGACUAUUGAUGAAGAAAGGGGUGUUUGGAUGCUGCCACAUGCCUCUGUGGCGGAAUAUUUUGAGUCAAGAGGCUACACGAAUUGGAAGUGCCAUUUGUUUGCUUCAAAAGUGUGCCUCGGUGUUCUGGAAAACUUUUGGCCAGAAGAGAUAAGAUACAGGGAUAGCAGUUUUGGAUAUUACCUUCUAGAACAUUGGGGCAAGCACGUUGGGCGAUACGAUCAAUGGCUAGGAACGAUGGAAGAAGGAAAGGCCGACCUGCAUCUUGUAGAGGCCCUGGAGCGCUUCCUCGGCUCACCAGAUGAAAGCAGCGCCAACUAUCGAAAAUGGGCCGGGACUAUGGGUAAAGACUUCGAACCAACCAACAUGGCUUUGUUUGCCGUGUGUGAGUAUGGAUUAUGGUACACUUUGCGCGACUGGUGGCUGCACAGCAAAGUGACCAUGGAGAUGGCCUUCGAAAAAACCGGCUACCGCAAUACCUCAUUGAUGCUCGCGGUUGAGAGCAAAUGCUUGCCAAUGGUCAAACAUUUGGUCGACUUGAUUGACGUUAUGCAUCCGGAUGCUGCGGUGAAUUGCGUUGGUGCGUUGAUUUUCGCACUCGAAGAAGAAAAUUUCGACAUUGUGAAGUUGUUGAUAAUGGAAGCAAGUACAGAUGUUAACCUUCCAGACCACAAGCGCGGAAUAACUGCUGCACAGUUGGCCACCGAUUAUAGCCCCGCAAGGCUGCAAUGGAUGCUGGAUCAAGGCGUCGUAGACGUGGAGAGGGAGAAUAAUAGCGGAUUCAUGUUUGGCAACGUCUUGAUUGCAGCGGCGUGGCAUGGCGAUGUCGAAGCGGUCCAAAUGCUGCUCAAAGCUGGAGCCAAUGUGAAUGCGGCCGUGCACAACGGCAGGUACGGGAGUCCUCUUAUCACUGCAGUAGAAAGAAGGAGCCUGGCAAUUGUCCGGCUGCUACUCGAUCAUGGCGCAGAUCCAAAUUUGCCCCUAAAAGGUGGAGACUAUGGCAGCGCUCUCGAGGCAUCAAUGAUAGAGACGUGGAGGACAGAUCGUAAAGAAGAGCAAGAAGAAAUACGGCACUUGUUGCUUGAUGCCGGUGCAGAUCCCGCAGCCGUGUCUGAACGAGGGGAGCACGGAAGUACACCGGCUGCUGCAGCGUUCUGGGCACACAAGGAAAUCCUCAUGGUCAUGAUUGACCGCGUUGGGGUAGAGGGUGCCAUCCAAGCGUUUCGUCAGAGCAGACAUCCUUAUAGAAGAUUCUUUCAAGGCGAAGAAGACGUCCAGAGGUGGAAGGACACAGUCACGUACCUCGGCCAAGUGGGGGUCAGUAAAGAGACGCUUCAUGCCAUCGGAUUGCGGGAGGAUAUCGAGCUUGAGAGUAGUGACAGCCAUUGGGGGAAGUAUUUGCUGGAUUACUCAAAGCUAAACCAUUACGAUAACUAAAAGAAAAUACUCACAGGCCUGCACCACAGCGGCUGCCUGAAUUUAAAUAUCGGAACAGGAUGCGAAGGGAAGCAUUUAAUUUUAUUGUCUACCUAGUUAGUAGGUAGUAGGUUGUAGAUAUCCAGCUCUUUAAGCACCUACCGCUGUCACUUCUUUCUGUUACUAUCGAUACUUUAUUCCAGUAUAUAGUACUAUCGCUAUCUUUUUCUAGUAUAUGCUACUUUCGUUACAUUUUUCUAGUUUCCC